GGUUUGAUGAUAGGAAUUCAAACCAGGCUUGUAGGGUGGCCUUCAUAAAGGGGAGCAGUUGCUACAGAGGACUUCUUUACAGGGUUAAAGAAAGGAUAGGUGCAGCGAGUGGGAGCGGGGACUGGUAUGUGGUAGUUAGCAGAGUAUACUGGGCCGUCACUGGGGGUGCUGUCGGGGAUGCAGGAAGAGUGCCUUGAGCAGAGGAAUGAUGUUGCAAGCCGACUGAGGCUGGGUGCAACAAGUCUGACCAUGUCUGCUAGAGAUGAGUGAAUAUGGGUUGAACAAAGCUCCGCUUACACAAAGCCUGUCUUGUCAAUCUCUUAGUACCUGUGGUGAACAUGCAGAAUAACACUCCAGAAAGUAAUCCACAUCAUCCUCUAAUAACCAUACCAGGGACUCUACCUGGUCGGCACUAAAUGGUGGCAAAAAUUCAUCCCUGCAUUCGGGGGUACCAGAUGAAACCAACUCAGCACAAACCUGAAUCAAUGGCUGCACCUCAGAGAAUUCUGUGCCCUGAGCUACUAGGCAACGAGCAAUCCUUAUACACUCUAGUAGUUGAUCCCUGGGAUACUCCUUCAGAGUCUGAUAAGCAUAAUCCCUGUCAUAAAACACUAGCAGAGAUAAAUACACCACCUCAUCAAGAUCCAUCCUUCCCAGCAACAAUAGGCCAAGAUGGCUUCCCUGUGCACCCACUUCUGGUCAGGAUUGGCCUUGGUGUAAUGUCAGGGAUGCGGGUGUGACCAGA
This is a messenger RNA of Staurois parvus, 745 nucleotides long. NCBI's taxonomy places the organism in Eukaryota, Metazoa, Chordata, Amphibia, Anura, Ranidae. The record is from the annotation of a GenBank genome assembly.